UCCUUUCAGUGUGAUAUAAACUUUGGGUGUCAAACUCGUUUUUGUCAAGGGCCACAUUGUAGUUACGGUUUCCCCUGUUAUGGGGCCCGCAAUAGCUCAACGUUAUCCAUCCAUUUUCUUUGCCGCUUAUCCUCACGAGGGUCGCGGGCAGCGCCAGAGCCUAUCCCAGCUGUCAACGGGCAGGAGACGCGGCACACCCAGAACUGGUCGCCAGCCAAUUGCAGGGCGCAUGGGAGACAAACGGCCGCACUCGCAAUCGCACCUUGGGGCAAUUUAGAGUGUACAAUUAAUGUUGCAUGUGUUUGGGAUGCGGAAGGAAACCGGAAUGCCCACCCGGAGAAAACCCACGCAGGCACGGGGAGAACAUGCAAACUCCACGCAAGCGGGGCCGGGAUCGAACCCGGGUAAUCAGAACUGUGAGGCCAACGCUUUACCAGCUGCUCCACCGUGCCACACUUUGCGGGGUCUUUUUUCAUAUGCAUCCACCCAUUUUCUUAGCCACUUAUCCUCACGAGGGUGACAGGGAGUGCCGGAGCCUAUCCCAGCUGUCAACGGGCAGGAAGCGGCGCACACCCUGAACUGGUCGCCAGCCGAUCGCAGGGCACAUGGGAGACAAACGGCCGCACUCACAAUCGCACCUCGGGGCAAUUUAGAGGUGCAGGUUUUUGGACUGUGGGAGGAAACCGGAGUGCCCAGAGGAGACCCACGUAGCCGCGGGGAGAACAUGAAAAACUCCACACAGGGAGUGCCUGGAUUGAACCCGGGUCCUCAGAACUGUGAGGCCAACGUUUUACCAGCUGAACCACCGUGCCACCUAUCUCAACGUUAUCAUUUAUGAUAAUGACAAUUUGAAAUUUUGGUACAGAUUUGAACAAGAAUCCUGGAAGUUGACACGCGCGAUUUGCCUUUGUGGGCCGGAUCUGGCCCCUGGUCCUUAAGUUUGACACCUGUGAUAUAAACUCAAAAUACGACAAUUACUCCCAAAUAUUUGUUUCCCGUUUAUGAAGCUCACAAAUUAGCAGUGAUCCCUAGUGAGAGUUUUUUCGGAUCCUUUUGGUCUUUGGAAGCAUUCUUUUGGACGCGUCCCCUUUGACCGACAGCAGAUGACCCGCAAACAAAAUCUGUUUGACGGUCGAAAGUCCACAAACUCUUUUGCUUACACGCAAAGUGUUUUUUUUUUUUGUUUUGUUUUCUUUACAAAAUAAAAAAUAUCUAACUGAAAAACAUAUGAUCUAGUUCGAAAUCAUCGCUGAACUGAAUUCCUGCGAAGUGACCAGUAAAUAUCAGCGAUGAUGAUGAUGAUGGUGAAGAUGAUUGCUUUGAGACUUUUGCAGAAUUUUGAGGUGAAAGUUUGCCGCGUAAACGGCGCCGUGCGUCGCGGAGGCUCGACCUCCUGCCGAGGUCGUCGACCCCAAACGUCGCUCGGGGGCCUCCCGCCGCCGGCUCUCGGCUUCCCGCCCGCCAGAUCGCACGAGCGACCCGAAAGCGCCGCAGCAGCUCCACUUCGCCCUCCGCUUCCAGACUUGAGCGGACGGUAAGAGCGCCGCCGUCGGGGGGGGUCGCAUUUGUCGUUUUUGGGUCGGAACCCGCGGAGAAACAUGAGCUCGGUACUGACGAAACCGCUUAACUCAAGUCAUGAGCAGAAACGCCGCUACCGGAUUCCGAAUGACAUCAUUGUGUUGGACGAAGGCUUCAUUCUGGAAGUUAAACUAAAAAGUCGAAGAAUUCAAAAAGGUUUCAAGAUACAGCAAAAAAAAAAAAAAAAAAGCAACCGCUGCGUCCCGUUUCUUUGACGUUGCUCUUUACUCGCGUAUGUUGGACGAAGAUUAACAUUUUGUAAACUACUGACAAUUUCCAAAUUACAAUGAUUUUGUGUUUACAGAAUAUUAAAUAUGGUCAAAGUGUGUAGUGUUUUUUGUGGGGGAGGGGGUCUGUUUUUUUUUCCCCGGAACUCUGAACAAAAAGCGGGAAACAAAUAUCAAAAAUUAAGAUUCUGAAUUUAUUUCUCGCUAGAGCGGCACGCAGAGUCGCACGGAGGUCAGAACGACACAUUCAAAGUCCUCGGCAACCGCGUUCAGGCCGAAAGUGAUUGGGGGUCGAUCGCUGCCGAUCGGAAAAGGUGUUUGUCUUACAACGGGGUCCCAAACAUACGGCCCGUGGGCCAUUUUUUUCGGCCCGUGAGGCGAUGUUUUGCGGCCCCCACUUUAAUAUGAAUGUAUAGCGGUAGUGCGACCCUUGACUUUUAUUCGGGUGGCACUUUUACAGCGUUGUGCGCGGAGCUGACCAAUCACGGUGGGGUAGACGGCGAUCGACUGGGCUUGAUGAAAUCAGUGAAACGAUUUUUCAUGAGAAAGUUAUAGCAGUGUUGCCAAGGAGAGUUUUUUUUUUUUUUUUUUUUACAGGUACGUUGUAAAUACCUAACAUUUAUUUAUUUUUUUUUUUAAAAGAUGUUUGAGAAGAUAGGUUUGCUUUUAAUUUUUAAUUUUAGUUCCACAUAAGAGCCAGACUGCGCCAAGGGAAUUUGAGUUCGAGACCCCCGUUUUAGACCAACCCCGGAAAUGAGCACUUUCCACCCAAAAUGGCUGACUUCCUGUGUGUUUUCCACCCAAAAUGGCUGACUUCCUGUGUGUUUUCAGCCACGGUUUCUCGAGACUUUAUUGAGCGUGUACUCCCGGUAAAGGUUUCAUGCUGACAAUUCUUUGUGGUUUUGGUUUUGGGGCUGAGUUUUCGAAAAUAACCCUGAGCUAACGUUGCUAGCCUGGUUCAGGUUUCUCUUCAGCAGACAUCUUGAAUGGUCGAAAAUCUCCCCAAGCAGCUCGACAGUUGGCAAAAACUCGCUCGAGUCCGACGGAGUUUUGUGCGGCGUGUGCGGGCUUAGCGCGGGGAUGGCGGCGGGCCUGCACGUUUGCGGGCUGGUGGCGGGCGUGCUGUCGUGGUGCCUCCAGUCGAGCUGCACGUCGUCGCAGCUGUGGAAGGUCCGCAGCCAGGCCGAAUCCCUGAGCAGCAGCCAGUGGCAGUUCGAGGGUCUCUGGAUGAGCUGCGCCGCCACCUCGCUCGGAACGCUGCAGUGCAGCAAGUUCAAGACGCUGCUCGGUCUGCCAGUGCACGUGCAGGUGUGUCGCGCUCUGAUGAUGUCAUCGCUGGUGGCGGGACUGGCCUCCGUCAUCGUGUCCAUUUUGGGUCUGAAGUGCAGCCGAGCGGGAGGCGGCUCGGAACGCGCCAAAGCGCAAUUGGUGCUGAGCGGAGGCGUCUCGCUAAUCCUGUCAGGCGUGUCCACCCUGAUCGCGGUGUCUUGGUACGCCGCCAGAGUGAUCCACGACUUCUACAAUCCUCUGUACGGGGGAGUCAGGUUCGAGCUGGGGACGGGUCUUUAUCUGGGCUGGGCGGCCUCCGGCGUGGCGCUGCUCGGUGGCGCGCUGCUCUGUUGCUCCUACAGGAGGAGCUCUUCCUCCUCCUCUUCUCCUCCUGCACGAUAUUUUUCGUCCUCGAAAAGCGCCCAAGGUCCGAGCACGAACAUCUACCGGGCGCCGCACGCCUCCUCCUGGGACGACGGCGCCAAAGCUUACGUGUGAGCGGGCGGUCCCUGAACGCAGCAUCGCGGCCCCGCCAGGAUUUAUCAUAUUCCAUCUUUGCGUGUUUUCGUCAGCGUUUUUACUGUUUGUGUCGACUUCUGUGGUUGGGGCCACGUGCCGCCGAAAUUGGCAUUCGCAGCUCAUUGUAAUCUGUUUCAUAUUCAUUUCGUAAUAAAAAUGUUUUGCGCUAA
Molecule: messenger RNA, 3763 nt
Organism: Syngnathoides biaculeatus (alligator pipefish)
Lineage: Eukaryota; Metazoa; Chordata; Actinopteri; Syngnathiformes; Syngnathidae
Product: claudin-7-like
Exons: 5
Coding region: 2886-3572 (228 amino acids)
Biological process (GO): bicellular tight junction assembly; cell adhesion
Cellular component (GO): bicellular tight junction; plasma membrane
Molecular function (GO): structural molecule activity
Source: RefSeq, a predicted model, not a curated record